CCCUGAAAGCAGCCGAGUGGCUCGAGUCUCGUGAGGCCCCUUGCGCCGCCCCGCUCGCCCCGCCCCCGGGGGCCGGGCCGCGCAGACCAGGAGCGCGAGGCGGGCUGGGUGUUUGCAUACAAAGGCGGCCAAGCGUGCGGCGCCGCAAGGCUCAAACCAUGAACUACGUCGGGCAGCUGGCAGGCCAGGUGUUUGUCACCGUGAAGGAGCUCUACAAGGGGCUGAACCCUGCCACCCUGUCCGGAUGCAUUGACAUCAUCGUGGUCCGCCAGCCCAACGGGAACCUGCAGUGCUCCCCCUUCCACGUCCGCUUUGGGAAGAUGGGGGUCCUGCGUUCCCGAGAGAAGGUGGUUGACAUAGAAAUCAAUGGGGAAGCAGUGGAUUUGCACAUGAAAUUGGGAGAUAAUGGAGAAGCAUUUUUUGUUCAAGAGACUGAUAACGAUCAGGAGGUGAUCCCCGUGCACCUGGCCACCUCCCCGAUCCUGUCGGAAGGAGCCUCGAGGAUGGAGUCCCAGCUGAGGAGGAGCUCCGUAGAUUGGAUGAGAAGCCUGGACCCCAACACGUCAGUGCAGGUCUUACCUCCCAGCGAGACCCCUUCAAGUGGCUCUUUAGUGAAGAAGCGAAGGAAGAGGAGGAGGAAGUUGCAGCUGGACAGCCUGAAGCGGGACGACAACACGAACACGUCCGAGGAUGAAGACAUGUUCCCCAUAGAGAUGAGCUCGGAUGAGCUGCAGGACAACAGUAGAACUCUUUCUAAUGAUAUACCUCCAUUCCAAGGAGAUAUCCCUAAGGAAAACCUUUCCUCAGUCAUGACUUACCUUCAGUCAGCAUCUUACCCAAAUUCCGACAGAGAGUGGUCACCUAGUGCCAGUAGCCUGACAGAUUGCAGGGGGAGCCCCCCUCGUCUGACAGCUGCGGCUGAGGGCGGUCUUUCUAGUUCUUGCCCUCCACAGUCUUCCCACUUCCACGCUUCGGAAAGUCCUUCAGUUUCCCGACCUUCAACACCUAAAAGUGAUUCGGAAUUGGUCAGCAAGUCUGUGGACAGGACAAUGCAAAAGGAUAAUCUAGAAAUGCUCUGGCUUUGGGGAGAAUUGCCCCAAGCCGCAAAGUCAUCUGCACACAAGAUGAAAGAGUCCAGCCCGCUGAACAGUAGAAAAGUCUGUGAUGAGAUGCACUUUCAAGCCAUCCACAGUGAAUCUUCAGACGCGUUUAGUGACCAGUCACCGACACUGGCUGGGGCGUCUCCCGUGCAGCCGCUGUUGGAGCAGAACAAUCCGCAGACGGAGAUUCAGUUCGCGAACGAAGAAGAUGUUGAGGCCUUAGGAGCUGCAGCGCCCCCGUUGCCUACGAUUGAAGAGUCCAAAGCCCUCUCCGCCAGUGCUGCCCCCGCAGCCAGCAAGACGGAUUCGCCUUCUAGGAAAAAGGACAAACGGAGCAGACACCUUGGUGCCGACGGCGUCUACCUGGAUGACCUCACAGACAUGGAUCCUGAAGUCGCUGCCCUGUAUUUUCCCAAAAACGGAGACCCUUCUGGGCUCACAAAACACGCCAGCGACAACGGAGCCCGCUCAGCCAACCAGUCCCCGCAGUCCGUGGGCAGCUCUGGCGCUGACAGUGGCAUGGAGAGCACCUCGGACAGCCUGAGGGACCUGCCGUCCAUCGCCAUCUCCCUGUGCGGCGGCCUCAGCGACAACAGGGAGAUCACCAAAGAUGCGUUUUUGGAACAAGCUGUGUCAUAUCAGCAGUUUGUGGACAACCCUGCCCUCAUUGACGACCCCAAUCUUGUGGUGAAGAUCGGGAAUAAGUACUAUAACUGGACGACGGCGGCACCUCUGCUCCUGGCGAUGCAGGCCUUCCAGAAACCUUUGCCAAAGUCUUCAUGCUUAAGUUAUCUUAAUGUAAUUUUGGACUCCAUUAGGUUUUGCUUCUCAAAAAUUUUUAAUUCACAAAUAGCCACGGUGGAAUCUAUCAUGAGGGAUAAGAUGCCCAGAAAGGGAGGAAGAUGGUGGUUUUCAUGGAGGGGAAGAAACAGCACAAUCAAAGAGGAAAGUAAGCCAGAGCAGUGCCUAGCAGGAAAGAGCCACAGCACUGGGGAGCAGCCGUCACAGCUGGGCAUGGCCACCAGAAUAAAGCAUGAGUCAUCCUCCAGUGAGGAGGAACACGCGUCCGCCAGGCUGCCCAGCACGAGCCGCCCCCCCCUGCUGUCCAGCGUUGGCUACAAGAAGACCCUGCGCCUCACGUCAGAGCAGCUGAAAAGCCUGAAGUUGAAGAACGGACCCAACGACGUGGUCUUCAGCGUCACCACGCAGUACCAGGGCACGUGCCGCUGCGAAGGCACCAUCUACUUGUGGAACUGGGACGAUAAGGUUAUCAUCUCUGACAUCGAUGGAACCAUCACUAGAUCAGAUACUCUUGGCCACAUUUUGCCCACCCUUGGGAAGGAUUGGACCCACCAGGGCAUCGCCAAGUUGUACCAUAAAGUGAGCCAAAACGGGUACAAGUUCCUCUACUGCUCCGCACGGGCCAUCGGGAUGGCGGACAUGACGCGGGGCUACCUGCACUGGGUCAACGAGCGGGGCACGGUGCUGCCCCAGGGGCCGCUGCUCCUCAGCCCCAGUAGCCUCUUCUCCGCCUUGCACAGAGAAGUGAUCGAAAAGAAGCCAGAGAAGUUUAAAGUCCAGUGUUUGACAGACAUCAAAAACUUGUUUUCUCCAAAUACAGAACCCUUUUAUGCUGCUUUUGGAAACCGACCAGCUGAUGUGUACUCGUACAAGCAAGUGGGCGUGUCUCUGAACCGGAUAUUCACCGUCAAUCCCAAAGGAGAGCUGGUGCAGGAACACGCGAAGACCAACGUCUCCUCGUAUGUGAGACUCUGCGAGGUGGUCGACCACGUUUUCCCCUUGCUGAAAAGGAGCCAUUCUUCAGACUUUCCCUGUUCAGAUACAUUCAGUAACUUCACCUUUUGGAGAGAACCACCGCCACCCUUUGAAAACCAGGACGUUCAUUCUGCAUCAGCAUAGUACGUUCCGGGCCACUUCCUGGCAUCCUGUGGAGAUCAGGCGCCCCCAUUAAAGGAUAGGUUUGGGAACCUGCAGUCAUUUGCUUAAGAGCAGAGGAGCAUUUCUCUCCCGGUGCCCCUGGCCGGGGUUGACAUUUCUAAGCGACGUGUACGUCCUAGACAGGGCGUCGGGUGCGUCCCUGGUGGGGAGGCCAUGCCCGGUUGAGGCUUCGAGCCUGUGGCAGCGCUGCCCUCCCCAGCCUGCUGCAGGUGGUAGCGGUUAGUGUGCAAGAUGGGCUGUGAAGCGGGGGUCCCUGUGAUGAUGGGAUCCAAGGAGGGGCACCAGGUGUGCACGACUUCUGGGAGAGUGGGGGACACAUCUGUGCCACGUGGAGGGCUGUGCAGGGUCCCGUGACCUGAAUCUGAGGUCUCAGAAGGGACUCCAAACCCCACCGUUCUGGGCCUUGACCUUGCGGAUGUCCCCUUGUGGUGUUUGCCGACCGGUCUGAUGGUUUUAAUUCCUCUGGUUAAAGCUAACCUAUGUAACUGGCAUAUUUUCCCCUACUUUUGUGGCACAAGGCUGGAAUAUUUAUGCCUUAACGCACCCGUGGCAGAUGUUUUAUUUAGAAUGUGCUUUUUCCAGCUUCCUGUACCUCUGCGAUGCCUUAAGUUCAGAUUAUAGGAAAUAUUAUUAGGGCAGUAUUUCGAAUCAGUUCGACACUCUGCCAGCAACCUGUCUGGCAACGCGCCGCUGAAAACGUGGGCUCGCGCAGAGCUUAUGCCAAGCGGUGACGGUGUCAGUUUCUUUUGGGAGCUCUCGACAGAAACUGGUUGGUUUUAAGAAAAUAGUUUGAAGAAGUUAAAUUAUAUUCUUUGUAGAUAGUAUUAUUUAUUACCUUACUCUGAUUGGGUUACUGCUAUAAGCAUUUUAGCCAUGUUCUUUCUAUUAUAACUGUCAGUAAUACAUUAAAAAGAUAUACGUGUUAGACCAUCCAAAGAGCCUUAUUCUGUAAUUCUCACAGCACUGACCUUCUUUUGGAAUUUAUGAGUCAUACUUUUUAUUUCCCUUAGCUUUUCCCACUCAGAUUUAAGGGCAAGUGGAUAAGUAGUCAUUUGAGUGACAUUCGUCAAGCCGGUAGAAGAUGAUUCUUUUACUUGUUUGUUAAAUUGGCCUGUGGAGAAGAGAAUAAUUUGAAAAGUGAAAGAAUUAUUUUGGUAAAAGAUUUCGCUUUUCGAGCUCUUACUUUGUUAAAGAGCGUUUUACUCCGGUGGUUGAGAUGCUCUCCUAUUUAAAUCGCAUGGUUAGAGUCCUGGAGGCACACAGUGAAACAGUUGAAUGCAGUUUUACUCUUUCUGUGAAAGAAAACCCAGAGGCGUUGCCUCCCCUGUCGCCGGUGGGCUCUGCUGGCAGCGGACGCCUUUCCCGAGCGGUUCGCGCGGCCACCCAGAGAAACGCAAACACCUGUGCGUAGCUGGUCGCAGAUUCGCGGAGCAGCACACGCCUCAUGUGCAGAUGCCCUUUUGGAGGCAUUAAAAAUGAUUUAAAAUAGUCCUGCCUUAACCUGGGCUAGCCAUUAGUGACCUUCAGAGGCUACCUUCAUUCUUUCUGUCACGAGGGUAUUUUGCGGUGAACUUUAACUGCUGUGAACUAAGUAGAAGGCGACCAGCUGUAGUCCUCUCGCAAAAGCAUGCAACUUUGGAACCCCCAAUUUUGAUGCACCCUAAGCUUCCACGCCACUGCCCUCUGAAACAGAGCACGCCUUCCAGAAAGUCGCACUCGGGUCUGUGUCAGGUUCAGAGUGUGACCCCUGGAGAGGCAGUGACAUUCACACCUGCCUCGUGGCUUCGGAAAGCGGGAUUUGUGCCCGGGCCGUGCUCACGCAUGUGCGAGCUUGUUUAUCUGUGUUCACACAACCGUAACUCAGUGACCCCAAAGCCACGUGCUAGGAUGCUGUGUUUGGGCCACACAUUUCAGAGUUGCCCGAUGGAAACGAAUCCCUCCAUCGCGACAAGUCAUCAAACAUUCAUCACACGUGAUGAAGAAAAGUAUAUGUCCCUGGUACAUUGGAGAAAAUGAUGACACCUUCAAAGAGGAGUCCCUUUUCCAUUUUAGGUUUGGAUCGCCACUUUAAAUAUAUUUUAUUUACAAUGCUUGGUCUGUAUUUGUGUAUGCUGGUACGAUGAUAAAAAUCACUGUAAUACUUCAUUGCAUUGUGUUGGAUGCAAAGCUAGGAUGUAUUGUAACAAAUGAGACGAAUGACAGACUUCCCUGAAAAUCAGGUGUGUGAAUUUUAAAUAGUUUUUGGUAAGUUAUUAAGAUGCUGAUUUCCUACUGUGUGAUAUCAAGCAUGUUAUUUUCUACUCAGUAAACAAAAAAACGAAACGCUUAA
Globicephala melas (long-finned pilot whale) is the source of this 5388-nucleotide messenger RNA. RefSeq names its product lipin 1 (gene LPIN1). The record is from RefSeq and is a predicted model, not a curated record. Gene Ontology annotation, molecular function: phosphatidate phosphatase activity; transcription coactivator activity. NCBI's taxonomy places the organism in Eukaryota, Metazoa, Chordata, Mammalia, Artiodactyla, Delphinidae. Gene Ontology annotation, biological process: fatty acid catabolic process; triglyceride biosynthetic process; positive regulation of transcription by RNA polymerase II. Gene Ontology annotation, cellular component: nucleus; mitochondrial outer membrane.